Pteronotus mesoamericanus is the source of this 2580-nucleotide messenger RNA. RefSeq names its product cytidine and dCMP deaminase domain containing 1 (gene CDADC1). Gene Ontology annotation, cellular component: cytoplasm. The record is from RefSeq and is a predicted model, not a curated record. The transcript is spliced from 9 exons. Gene Ontology annotation, molecular function: hydrolase activity; zinc ion binding. Lineage: Eukaryota; Metazoa; Chordata; Mammalia; Chiroptera; Mormoopidae. The coding region runs from base 114 to 1586 and encodes 490 amino acids.
GGUUGGCUUUUGCUAUGCAGCACCUGGGAGGAGGCUGGAGGUGGAGCAUCUGGGACCUAGAUCAUGUAUAGCAGCGAGAGGUUUUCUGGGCUGAAGGGACCACUAGGCUUGAGAUGAAAGAAGCAGGGCAGAUGCAAAAUCUGGAAAGCGCUGGGGCCGGGCGGUCAGUCAGCACCCAGACUGACAGCAUGACCGGUCAAAUACCAAGGCUUUCUAAAGUCAACCUUUUCACUCUGCUCAGUCUCUGGAUGGAGCUCUUCCCAGCAGUAGAAGCCCAAAGACAAAAAUCUCAGGUGAAGAAAACUGGUCUUGUCGUGGUGAAAAACAUGAAAAUUAUUGAUCUUCACUGUUCGAGUGAAGAUUUACAUGCUGGAAAAAUUGCUCUUAUAAAACAUGGGUCAAGGCUGAAAAACUGUGACCUCUAUUUUUCUAGAAAACCAUGUUCUGCUUGUUUGAAAAUGAUCGUAAAUGCUGGAGUUAACCGAAUUUCAUAUUGGCCUGCUGAUCCAGAAAUAAGUUUGCUUUCUGAGGCUACUAGUUCUGAAGAUGCAAAGUUAGAUGCCAAAGCAGUGGAAAGAUUGAAAUCAAACAGUAGGGCCCAUGUUUGUGUCUUGCUUCAGCCUUUGGUGUGUUAUAUGAUGCAGUUUGUAGAGGAGACCUCUUACAAAUGUGACUUUAUUCAAAAAAUUGCAAAAACAUUCCCAGAUGCUAACACUGACUUUUAUUCUGAAUGUAGACAAGAAAGAGUAAAAGAAUAUGAAAUGUUAUUUUUGGUUUCAAAUGAAGAACUACAUAAGCAAAUACUGAUGACUAUAGGUUUGGAGAAUCUAUGUGAAAAUCCAUACUUUAACAAUCUAAGGCAAAACAUGAAAGACCUUAUCCUGCUUUUGGCCACAGUAGCUUCCAGUGUGCCUACCUUUAAACACUAUGGAUUUUAUUGUGGCAAUACCGAACAGAUUAAUGAAAUUCACAAUCAAAGUUUGCCACAAGAAAUUGCAAGACACUGCAUGGUUCAGGCCAGGUUAUUGGCAUAUCGAACUGAGGAUCAUAAAAUAGGAGUCGGAGCAGUAAUUUGGGCAGAAAGAAAAUCUCAAAAUUGUGAUGGGACAGGCAGGAUGUACUUCAUAGGAUGUGGUUAUAAUGCUUUUCCUGUUGGAUCUGAGUAUGCUGACUUCCCCAACAUGGAUGACAAACAGAAGGACAGAGAAAUAAGGAAAUUCAGAUACAUUGUCCAUGCAGAACAGAAUGCCUUAACAUUUAGGUGUCAAGAAAUAAAACCAGAAGAAAAAAGUAUGAUUUUUGUGACAAAGUGCCCAUGUGAUGAGUGUGUACCUUUAAUUAAAGGUGCAGGCAUAAAACAAAUUUAUACAGGGGAUAUAGAUGUUGGAAAAAAGAAGGCAGACAUCUCUUACAUGCGAUUUGGAGAACUUGAGGGUGUUAGCAAAUUUACAUGGCAACUGAAUCCAUCAGGAAGUUGUGUUCUUGAACAAAAUGAACCGGAAAGCAGAGAGAAUGGUAUGGUGAGACCCAUCCCUCUGAAUGAAGAACUGCACCAAAACAAGAAGUUGUGUCUUGGAAACCACUAAGGAGUCCCAUCUAAACUGGAGUGAAGACUUCAAGAAUUUUUCUUGUGCUUUUAAAAGUCAGCCUUGUUAACUCAGAAAAUAAGUAUGGAUUUUGUAAAUAGUUGAAAAAAUUUUUAAGAAAGCUAAUUUAUUACUAGUGUAUGAUGUUAAUGAGAAUAUUUUAUUUGAGAUAUAUUUGUUUUCCAGAAUAUAAAACUAUGCUCUUUUAUUAUACUAAAUGAGGUAGCAGUGAUUUAAUAAUAUCAAUUUAAUUGCCCAGAGGGGUUGAUUUCUCCCUCUGUUUGCUUUAUAUUAGCCAGUUCACUGGAGGUCACAUCUCCACAGAGAAAUGCACACCUUUUAAGAAAUAUUCCUUUGGAUUAUGACGGUGACAAUUAGUAAACUGCUCUAAGGAUAUAAAUGACAACCUGACCAUUUUUAAGAGUCUGUAUGAAUCACCAACAGUUCACAUUUAUACCCAAAGCUUUCUAAUAACCAGAAUUUAUUUAAGAUUGAAUCAUAAAAAUAAAGUUGGUGGAACUGGUCUGUAUUAUUAAAAGUAUUUUUUAAAAGGUUAUUAAUAUUUCUUAAGUCUUUUGACAUGUAGAAAUCAUAAUGAUUUGUUGGACUACGGUGUUGUAUUACUGUUUUGGAGUACAAUAGGAAAAUAUUAUUCUGAAAGAGUAUGACUAUUUUAUAGCACUGAGUCCUGAAAUCACUGUCAAUGAACCUUAAAUUUGGUUUUGAUCUUAACAGAGAAGAAAUAUUUAGUCUGGAAUACUGAAACUAGCUUUUUAGAAUUCUGUCCAUAAUGCUGCCCAUUUUUUCCUCCAUAUAUUUAACAUAAAGUGUCUCAUGCAAGGCCUUUUAGAAACAUUUGCAAACCUUAAGCAUACUGGAAGUAAACAUUAUGGUAGUUCAGUUACAGUCCAAACUGCUCUUUCAGAGUCCUUUUUUCCAUGAGAAACUUGAAGAAAAUUAAUCCAAAGAUAAGAUUUCUGUUCACUUUCUUAUG